This is a messenger RNA of Meloidogyne enterolobii, 261 nucleotides long. The record is from the annotation of a GenBank genome assembly. NCBI's taxonomy places the organism in Eukaryota, Metazoa, Nematoda, Chromadorea, Rhabditida, Meloidogynidae.
UGGAAUAAAAACACUCAAAAAUCGAGGAUUUGGUGUCUAGAAAUUUGGAAUAAAAUGCAAAAUGAAUUUGAUAGGAAUUUUUGUCAAUUAUUUGAUAAGGAUGUUAAUAUAGAACAAUUGGAGUUUAAAAACGCAAAUUUUCCGUAUUUCUUUAUACGCUUUGUUAGCUCGAUUAAAGAAUUAAAAGGUAAAGAAUUGGUGGAAAGAAAUAAAAAAGCGAAAGGAAGCUCCUUCAAGGAUUAUUUGGAGGUUAAGUUGUAA